Molecule: messenger RNA, 216 nt
Organism: Colius striatus (speckled mousebird)
Lineage: Eukaryota; Metazoa; Chordata; Aves; Coliiformes; Coliidae
Exons: 4
Coding region: 1-216 (71 amino acids)
Source: RefSeq, a predicted model, not a curated record
AUGAGGGGGGAUCAGAGGGGCAUUAGGGGGCAUCAGGAGGGCAUUAGGGGGGGGGGCAUUAGGGGGCACCAGGGGGCACCAGGGAGUCAGGGGAGGGCAGGGGAGGGCACAGGGGGGCAGAGGAGGGGGCCAGGGGGGUGCUGGGGGGUGCCAGGGGGGUAUGGGGGUGCCAGGGGGUUUCCAGGGGGAUAUGGGGGUGCCAGGGGAGGGGGAUGA